AUGACGCUCAAGGCGAGCGAGGGCGAGACAGGAGGCAGCAUGCGCACGGCACUCUCCAACCUCUACCUGGAGCACUUGCUGCAGAAGCGCAUCCGGCCUGAGGCAGUGUCACACCAGUUGAAUGCCAUGACUGAGGACAUGUACACCAAUGGGUCUGACACCCUGGGUAGCCCUGUCCAUGCCAAGGGGCAGGAGGUGUGGAAGGUGCGACUCAUACAGUUCGAGAAGCCCAUGGGAAUCACUCUGAAGCUGAAUGAAAAUCAGUCGUGUAUGGUGGCAAGAAUUCUUCAUGGUGGCAUGAUUCAUAGACAAGGCUCCCUUCGCGUCAGGGAUGAGAUCCUAGAAAUCAAUGGCACAAAUGUGACCAAUCACUCGGUAGAUAAGCUGCAGAAGGCGAUGAAAGAAACCAAAGGAAAGAUCUCGUUAAAAGUAAUCCCCAACCAGCAAAAUCGUCUUCCUGCAUUACAGAUGUUCAUGAGAGCUCAGUUUGACUAUGAUCCCAAAAAGGACAACCUGAUCCCUUGCAAGGAGGCGGGACUGAAGUUUAUUACUGGAGACAUUAUCAAAAUCAUCAACAAGGAUGACAGUAACUGGUGGCAGGGGUGGGUGGAAGGCUCCUCCAAGGAGUCAGCAGGAUUGAUCCCUUCUCCUGAGCUGCAGGAGUGGCGUGUGACAAGUGUGGCUCAGUCUGCUCCCAGUGAAACCCCGAGCUGCAGUCCCUUCGGGAAGAAGAAGAAGUACAAAGACAAGUACCUGGCCAAGCAUAGCUCGAUUUUUGACCAGUUGGACGUUGUUUCCUACGAGGAAGUGGUUCAGCUCCCUGCGUUGAAGAGGAAGACCCUGGUGCUGAUUGGAGCCAGUGGGGUGGGUAGCAGCCACAUUAAGAAUGCCCUGCUCAGCCAGAGCCCGGAGAAGUUUGCGUACCCUGCCCCAUAUACAACACAGCCACCUAGGAAGAGUGAGGAAGACGGGAAAGAGUACCACUUCAUCUCCACGGAGGAGAUGACAAGGAACAUCUCUGCCAACAAGUUCUUGGAGUUUGGCAGCUACCAAGGCAACAUGUUCGGCACCAAAUUUGAGACGGUGCACCAGAUUCAUAAUCAGGACAAGAUUGCUAUCCUUGACAUUUAGCCCCAGACCUUGAAGAUUGUUCGGACAGCAGAACUUUCACCUUUCAUUGUGUUUAUUGCACCCACUGACCAGGGCAGUCAGACGGAAGCCCUGCAGCAGUUGCAAAGGGACUCAGAAGCCAUCUGCAGCCAGUAUGCUCACUACUUUGACUUCUCACUGGUCAAUAAUGGCACUGAUGAAACCCUUAAGAAAUUGCAAGAAGCCUUUGACUAGGCAUGCAGUUCUCCACAGUGGGUGCCUGUCUCCUGGGUUUACUAAGCUUGCAGAACGGGGUAGGGCAGACUACCAUAUGCCCUCCCCUGCGUUUGGAACUCCAUUCCCCUUUAAGACAAACAGGGAUACUUCAGCUACUUUUGUCAGCCUUCAGCUCUCUGCUACUAU
Molecule: messenger RNA, 1512 nt
Organism: Manis javanica (Malayan pangolin)
Lineage: Eukaryota; Metazoa; Chordata; Mammalia; Pholidota; Manidae
Source: RefSeq, a predicted model, not a curated record